CCGGUUCCACCCCCGAAACCUCGAACCACGCCACCGCCCCACUCUGACUCCCACCCCCAAAACACGCUCGACGACCGCGACCGGGAGGCGCCGGGAUCCACUGGGAGCUCCACCGUCCCCUGCUUGACCAGUCAGCGUGGCGGCCGGCUGGCAACGAGGGCGAGGCUGCAGCGAGAUCGACCAUCGGCUCGGCCCGGCUGGUCGCGACGGCGAGCUCGCGACACUGGAUCGGUUGGCGGCCGCGACGCUAACGACGGCGGGACGCUGAGGCACUGACCAAGCUUCAUGGUAAACUCUCGACGUUGAAGUAGAGAACACACCAGGAUGGCCCUUCGGUAUUUCUAUGCUGCUCUGGUCCAAAUCCUUCUCUUCCUCAUGCUCUGGCGGCCAUGCUAUGGCACAGUAACUGACAUCCAAUGUCUGAAGAGGUUGAAGGCAUCGGUUGAUCCAAACAACAAGUUGCAUUGGACAUUUGACGACAACAAAGAAGGAUCCAUAUGCACUUUUAACGGCGUGGAGUGCUGGCAUCCUAAUGAAAACAGGAUUCUUUCUCUUCGGCUUGGCAGCAUGGAUCUUAAGGGCCAAUUCCCUGAUGGGCUCGAGAAUUGUAGUAGCAUGACUUCGCUGGAUCUAUCAAGCAACAGCUUUUCCGGGCCAAUCCCGGCUGACAUCUCAAAACGGCUUCCAUACAUUACAAACCUUGAUCUCUCUUAUAAUAGCUUCUCGGGGGAGAUUCCAGAAUCGUUAGCUAACUGCACUUAUCUCAAUGUUGUCAGUUUACAAAAUAACAAGCUGACUGGAGCAAUCCCAGGGCAGUUUGCUGGUCUUUCUCGCUUAACCGAGUUUAAUGUUGCUAACAAUAAAUUAUCAGGCCAGAUCCCAUCACCUUUGAGCAAAUUCUCAUCAUCCAAUUUCGCAAAUCAAGACCUCUGUGGGAAACCUCUGAGCGGUGAUUGCACUGCCUCUUCAAGCAGUCGUACAGGGGUGAUUGCUGGUUCUGCUGUUGCUGGUGCAGUCAUCACUUUAAUCAUUGUUGGUGUGAUUUUAUUCAUUUUCUUGCGGAAAAUACCUGCCAGAAAGAAGGAAAAGGACGUGGAAGAAAAUAAGUGGGCGAAGUCUAUCAAGGGAGCAAAAGGAGUGAAGGUAUCAAUGUUUGAGAUAUCAGUUUCAAAGAUGAAAUUGAAUGAUCUGAUGAAGGCAACAGGUGAUUUUACCAAGGAAAACAUUAUUGGAACCGUUCAUUCUGGAACUAUGUACAAAGCUACACUUCCUGAUGGUUCAUUCCUUGCUAUCAAGAGGUUGCAAGAUACUCAGCAUUCAGAGAGCCAAUUCACGUCCGAGAUGUCAACAUUGGGAAGCGCGAGGCAACGAAACUUAGUUCCACUAUUAGGUUACUGCAUUGCUAAGAAAGAGAGGCUCUUGGUGUACAAGUACAUGCCCAAGGGUUCACUGUAUGAUCAACUACACCAUGAAGGCAGUGAUAGAGAGGCUCUGGAAUGGCCAAUGAGGCUAAAAAUUGCCAUCGGGGCUGGUAGAGGAUUGGCGUGGCUUCAUCACAGUUGCAACCCCCGCAUUCUUCACCGCAAUAUUAGCUCCAAGUGCAUACUACUUGAUGAUGACUAUGAGCCGAAGAUCUCGGAUUUUGGGCUGGCAAGGCUUAUGAAUCCAAUCGACACCCACCUGAGCACAUUCGUCAAUGGCGAGUUUGGCGACUUGGGUUAUGUAGCUCCUGAGUACACGCACACCCUUGUUGCCACGCCAAAAGGGGAUGUCUAUAGUUUUGGUGUAGUCUUACUUGAACUGGUCACUGGUGAAGAGCCCACACGCGUAUCAAAGGCCCCAGAAAAUUUCAAAGGGAGUUUGGUAGAUUGGAUAACAUACCUAUCAAACAACUCUAUACUUCAAGAUGCGGUGGACAAGUCCCUGAUUGGAAAGAACAGUGACGCCGAGCUGCUUCAAGUUCUGAAGGUCGCCUGUUCCUGCGUGCUUUCUGCUCCAAAGGAAAGACCUACAAUGUUUGAAGUGUACCAGCUUCUGAGAGCUGUUGGGGAGAAAUACCAUUUUAGCGCCGCUGAUGAUGAACUGGCGCUCCGACCGCAGGAUGCAGACUCUAAGAAGCUGGAUGAGCUUAUUGUAGCGAAAUAGACGGGUCUGUAUGGUAAAUUGAUGCUGCGUGUUUGUUGCAUCUUGUGAAUGAUCAGGUUGAUAUGGUAGUGGUGUACUAUCUGGACUCCUUCGCUAGCUAGCGAAACCAUUGGAAGCUCGGUCAAUGCUCAUGGUCCUGGAAAUAGCAUGCUGUUGUAAGAUGUGUGACUUGUGAUGUUCCCGUUCUGUACUUGUAAGAUAUGUGUGAGACGAACCAACACCUGAAGUUUUUGUAGAAGUACGCAGUUUGCAGUGGUCA
This is a messenger RNA of Hordeum vulgare subsp. vulgare (domesticated barley), 2404 nucleotides long. Its product is annotated as probably inactive leucine-rich repeat receptor-like protein kinase At5g48380. Lineage: Eukaryota; Viridiplantae; Streptophyta; Magnoliopsida; Poales; Poaceae. Gene Ontology annotation, molecular function: protein kinase activity; ATP binding; protein binding. The transcript is spliced from 3 exons. The record is from RefSeq and is a predicted model, not a curated record. The coding region runs from base 325 to 2145 and encodes 606 amino acids. Gene Ontology annotation, biological process: protein phosphorylation.